Messenger RNA from Babesia sp. Xinjiang, 1044 nucleotides. RefSeq lists its product as uncharacterized. Bases 1 to 1044 code for a protein of 347 amino acids. The transcript has 5 exons. NCBI's taxonomy places the organism in Eukaryota, Apicomplexa, Aconoidasida, Piroplasmida, Babesiidae. The record is from RefSeq and is a predicted model, not a curated record.
AUGGGAAGGCUGCAUAUUACCGGAUGCCCCGGUGACGCUCUUGUUGCUGCAACGGCAGCCAACAAUUAUCGCAAACACUGUUUCAUACCAGUACAUAGACCAGUCAUCAGCUCAGUGGGCAUGAAGAUACACAGUAGUGACGCCUAUGAGAAAGCGCCAACAGUUAAAAUAGACAUUGAAGAGGAUCUACCAAAGGACCCAACUGCAGGUGACGCGAGCCUCUAUCAAUGGAAGUGUGAUAUGGCCGAUAUACCCGGGGCAUGGCAUAUUUACUAUCCACUGUCUCUUAAGGAUACCGUAGGGUUGAGCCCAAAUGCUGGUCUCAGACCUUCAGUACUGUUCUGCGACAUCAGCGGAUCCGUAACCGGACCGCAGCAUCCAGACUCGGGAAAGGGCGCAUUCGUACUUGAUGCUGGCGAGAGUGUUGAUGUUGACGAUUCUGAAUCAUAUGUUCACAACAGAAGACUCGCUAUGAUCAUGCUUAGUGGAAAGAACUACUCCAACAUAAGACUAGUACUUCUUGGCAGAAUAUUCUAUUCGAAAAAUUACGUACUCAACGAACUCAACGGACUCGUACAAAUGAGGGCAGCCAUGUUCAUCGGACAAGCAUUUGUAGAGACAUACCUAGACAGCGAAGGAAAUGAAGUCGACCCGCUCACCUGGGAGUACCAGGCACUUAACGAAAGGGGGUCACCAUUCAGAUGGAUGCACGGCAAUGACAAGUGGAAGUUACUUGGGCCGUUUACUUCUUACAGAGUAUUAGGGCCAGAUGUUAAGGUGCCUCAUAGACCCAUGAUUUUUGACAACUAUAGCGAUCUAGAAAUAUACAACAUGGUGGACCCGCUUAAACUAAAUAAAACGCCAUUCACACAGCUGGAUAAAGUAGAGCAAGAGACUAAACGGGUUAUCGAUGCGGUUUUCGAACCGUCUGACGAUCCAAAAAAACAAUUUCAGGUUCCUCAAACAUACGUCAACGAAUUUUACCAAGAGAUGGUAGAACUCGCAAAAGAAGGUCCACAAUAUUACAAAGAUGUUAUGGAAUGA